AUGUGGGCCCAUACCCCCCCCCAGCCCUCUUCUUUCUGCGUGGCCAGUGCCUGUGGAAUUCUGUCACCACAAGACAAAGGAGAAGAAUAUGAGGAACAGUACUCGGAAGCCAGACUCCUGGGGCAGACCUUCCGCUCCUCUGAUGAGCCCCCUGAGCCCACACCCAAUCCAACGCCCCAGCCUGCCAGGCAUCUGGAGUUAGUAUUGAUGCCUACAAAACAGCAGCUGAGUGAGGAUGAGACCACCACCCAGGGUGUGAGGGCCUCCGAGGCCUCACUGAAACUGUCUACCACAGCCGACAAGCAAACUGCCUGGAAUAGCCUCUUCCCUCUGACCAUCCUAGAGGAAAAGCAGUGGCCUCAGUCUUGCUGCACGCAGUCUGACAUUGUGCCCAUCAAUAUCUCUGGACAGCAGUUUGAUAAACAUGCAAGUUUGCGACACUCGUUGUUUAACACAGAGACAGCCGUGAACCCCAAGUCCACCCUGAGGCGGAGGCGGACCAUUAUUGGAUUCUCUAACUUUUCCCAGCGAGACCAAGGUCACAGCAACAGCCCAGUAGACAGUGUGGCUUGCUCUACCACCUCAGACAUCAGGCCCAGUCAUUCAGUUCAAGAAGGCGUUCAUGGAAUAGUUGCAGUUGCUCAGGAAGUUCAGUUCCCAAAUCUCACCUUUCCAGUACUAAGAAAUCCUUCCAGCAAUCUGGAAGAAACUCACCAGGAAGGUAGUGGUGCAAACCUUCCUGACAUGGAGAACAUGGGAAUGGUAUACAGUGUGCCCAGUUCUUGCAAUGGAACAACAGAAUCUACGUUCUCCACUUCCUGGAAAGGAGAUGCUUUCACCUACAUGAUUCCAAGCGCCACCAGCCAGAGCAAUCAAGUCAAUGAAAAUGUAAAGAAUCCUUCCUCUGGGAAUUCUUGGUUCUCUCUGAACACACUCCCACCUCUGGCUCCUAAGAAGGCUGCUACCCUUUUUAUUACUCGUGAUAACCCAGCAGGAUGCAGUGGAUUACCUGGCUACUCUGAGCACCCUACUCAACGAAAGCAGGUACCAGAAAGAGCCAGCAAGAUUGGCCUUCUGACCAGUGGUACCUCGAGACUGGAGACAACCCCAGGUGGGGCCAACAAAUUCCGGGAACGCUCACUGUCUGUGCCCACAGACUCAGGCAUCAUAGAUGUGGGCUAUGGUGAGGGGCAGAAGGCCAAUGAAACCUGUGCCCUGCCUCAUGCUAGUACAAGUUCUGAGGGAAGCAACAGUGCUGACAACAUUGCCUCCCUCAGUGCCGAACAGGAGGCCCAGCACAGAAGGCAGCGGUCCAAGAGUAUCUCGCUCAAGAAAGCCAAAAAGAAACCUUCUCCACCAAUGCGUAGUGUCUCUCUGGUCAAAGACGAGCCAGUCCUCCUGGCAGAAGUUGGACCAGCAUUAUCCAAGGAUGAGAGGCCCAAAAGCCUUUGCCUGUCUUUGGAACACCAAGGACAUCACUUGUCCCAUCCAGAUGCUCAGGGUCACCCAGCUGUGCCAACCAUCAAAGACUCAGAAGGUACACAAUUCUCCCACCAGUGGUAUCUUACUGAAUGGAAGUCUGGUGACACCUACCGAUCCUUGUCCAGCUCCAGCACUGCCACUGGCACCACAGUCAUUGAGUGCACCCAAGUUCAGGGCAGCUCAGAGUCUCUUGCCUCGCCUUCCACCUCCAGAGCAACUACACCUUCCCAACUCUCCAUUGAGGUGGAGGCCAGGGAGAUAUCCUCCCCAGGAAGACCCACUGGACUAAUGUCACCCUCCAGUGGAUACUCUAGUCAGUCAGAGACACCAACACCCACUGUCUCCAUGUCCUUGACCCUGGGCCACUUUCCUCCUCCAAGCAGCAGUGUCCGGAUACGUCCAGUGGUACCUGAGAGGAAGUCAUCACUACCCCCAACAUCACCAAUGGAGAAAAGUCCCAAGUCACGGCUAUCAUUUGACCUACCAUUGACCUCUUCCACCAACCUAGAUCUGUCUAGUAUGAGCAUCUCCAUGCAAAGAAAAACUAAGGUGAGCCAGUAUCAGUCAGAUACAAAUUUUGGGGCCAAGCUGGCCCAGAAAACUAGUCCCAACCAGCCAAUCAUGCCCAUGGUUACUCAAUCUGACCUACGUUCUGUUCGUCUGAGGUCAGUCAGCAAAUCUGAGCCAGAAGAUGACACUGAGAGCCCUGAUUAUGCUGAGGAACCUGGAAGAGAAGGCUUCACCUUGCCAGAAAGAAAGAUGAAACCUCCUGUAGCUGAAAAGCCUCUGCUGGCCCACAGGCUUCCAAGCUUGGUUCACAGGCCACCAUUGGUCUCCAAGGGAUACCCACUAACUUCACCUGCAUUGACUAUGACCACCAAGAGCUCAAUUCAAUACAUGAGGCCACUCCCCACAGACAUCUACACAGUGGUUCGGAAACCAAAGUCCUCCAGCUUCUCUAAUGCCAGGAGCCCAGGGGAGUCAGCAGCACACUUACCCCUUGUUUUCACACCUUUUGCUAGUUCCUCUGGUGCUUUCUUCUCAGCAACACAGCUGCCUCCUCAGGGAAGUAUGGAGGAUGAGAGCCCCAAGGUAAGAGCCCUGCCUGAAAGAAUUAGCCUCCAGAGUCAGGAAGAAGCUGAGAAAAAGAAAGGCAAGAUUCCACCUCCUGUACCAAAAAAGCCCAGCAUGCUGUACCUGCCUCUCACCUCACCCACAGCUCAAAUGCAGGUCUAUGUGGCAGAACCAAGGCUGCCUCUCAGCCCCAUCAUCACACUGGAGGAAGAUGCCAAGUGUCCCCCCACUGGCGAUAAGCUGCAAUCACCUGGUAAAAAGAUGACUUCAACUCCACAGGCUGACACUGAAAAGGAGGCAAGCCUUCUGGGGAGUUCUAUGGAACCAAGCACUGAAGAGAAAAGUUUAAUCAGUGGUAAAACAGCUGAAUCAAUUGCAGAAGAAGAUGAUGAUGUAUUUGUGGCGUCACGCACAACUGAAGAUUUAUUUACUGUGAUACACAGGUCCAAAAGAAAGGUGCUUGGCUGGAAGGAGCCUGGUGAGGGCUUUGUUGGCAGCAGACUGAGCUCCUACUCACCAAUAAAGAAUACAGCUGAUUCUCCAACCAGUGAGUCUGCUGCCUCUGCAGGGUCAGGCAUCAAUGCCAACCUAUAUGCUGGGAGAAACGAUGAUUUCAAGGCCCUGCUACAGAAGAAAGGAAGUAAGGUAACUCCAAGGUCCCGCACCUCAGCAGCUGAACUGCUAAAGACCACCAACCCUCUGGCUCGAAGAAUUAUUGCACAGUUUUCAAAAGACUAUGAAACCACUGAUAACUCUAGUACCUAA
Messenger RNA from Orycteropus afer afer, 3321 nucleotides. It is a transcript of the gene NHSL2, whose product is annotated as NHS like 2. The record is from RefSeq and is a predicted model, not a curated record. The transcript is spliced from 7 exons. The coding region runs from base 1 to 3321 and encodes 1106 amino acids. Lineage: Eukaryota; Metazoa; Chordata; Mammalia; Tubulidentata; Orycteropodidae. Gene Ontology annotation, biological process: cell differentiation.